Melitaea cinxia (Glanville fritillary) is the source of this 1308-nucleotide messenger RNA. Its product is annotated as tektin-B1-like. Gene Ontology annotation, cellular component: microtubule cytoskeleton; nucleus. The transcript is spliced from 7 exons. The record is from RefSeq and is a predicted model, not a curated record. Lineage: Eukaryota; Metazoa; Arthropoda; Insecta; Lepidoptera; Nymphalidae. The coding region runs from base 1 to 1278 and encodes 425 amino acids. Gene Ontology annotation, biological process: cilium movement involved in cell motility; cilium assembly.
AUGAAUUCAUCAUCAAUACCAGUUUACGAAAAACCUCAGCCUCAUUUAAGUGUCCUCGAUUGGACUAGAAAUAUUCAAAGACUGCAAAAUGAAGCACGAUUACGACGUUUUGAGUCUUAUGAACUCAGACAAAGAGCGAACCAACUCCGUAAUGAGACAUCCGUUACAACACAAUGGGACAAUUACGUUAAUAACGAGUUGAUGAGAGACAGAAUAUUUGAGGUAGAAUCGUGGAAGGAAAAACAACGAUUCACAAGAGAACAAGUGAGGGAUGAAAUAAGAGCGCUAAAAGAAGAGAAACAUGCAACUGAAAUACACUUAGAGUCCUUGCAGUUACCUUUCAUGGUGGCAUCACAGUGUCUUUCGAAUAGGGAUCAAAGAGUACCACCGGAAUUGACUAGAGAUCAGUUAGGAGAGGAAUUGAGAAAGGAAGUACAUAUAAUUGAAAACAGUAAAAGGGUUCUAACGGAUGUUUGCCACAUGGGCUGGGAGAAGAUCAAGGACCUGACCAAUGUUUUCUCUAGGUUGGAGAGGGAAAUACAGAAUAAAGAGGAUGCAUUAGUUUUGGAGCGACAUGUCAAGGAUUUAAAUAGGAACAGUUCUGAUAUAUCUUAUAAAUUAAAUCCAACAAGAAUACCACCAGAUUCGAUGACAGAAGAAAGCUAUGUACAUUGCAUAGAAAACACAAUACAGAUAGCUGAGCAGUUAAUGAGGGAGUCAAAAAACUUACGGGAGACGAUGUUUAAAAGUAGAGAACAAGCUAGAAAUCAAAUGUACGCACAAAGUCAACAAGUUGAAAUAAUAAUGAGAAGACGCAUUUAUGAUAUACAAAGAGCAAGGAAUGAAAUGGAGUGGCAGAAGUACAAGCUUGAAGCUAAUUUGCAUAAAGUAGAUCGUGAAAUAGAAACACUUCGUGCUGCAGUUGCAGACAAAAUAAAUCCAACUAAGCUUGUUGAAACUCGGCUAGAAAUCAGGACAAGACGACCGGUUUUGGAAAGAGUACAGGAUAAACCAAUGCGAGGCUUGACAGAAGAAUACGAAAGAGUUCAUAUGAGUACUAAUAUGUUAGAAAAGAAAUUAGAAGAUGCUUUGACAACCUACCACGGUCUUAACAAUCACUACCAACGCGUGACCAAAGACCUCGAAUACAAGAACCAGGCGCUUGAAACUGAUCGUCGUCUCAUUGAGAUCAGGAAACCUCUACAUUUGGAGGGUGAAGCUGAUUUCGCGAGAAACGUUGGUUAUUGUCACAUGCCCGAUGAACUUGUAACGGAUUGAAGGAAGAGUUUUUAUUAUAAAUAUUUAGAU